AUGAAUCGAGGUGGUAAACUUGCUCCUGAAGUUAAUCGGUAUGUCUCUCUAGGAUUAUUGUUCAUUGUACCUGUAUUUGGUCGCAGCUUUGUUCGUCAAGAAUCUAAGGUAUGUGGAUUGAUGCAAGAAAGAGCAGAUGUGGAGACUUGGAGAUGGGGUUGUGGAUUUGGUGUACAUGGAAAUCAGAUUGAGGUGCAUAGGGCUGAUGAUAUUUGGAAUGAUAGCUACAACGUAACGCCAGAAGAACUUUUUGAUCUGUUUGGCAAAUUCGGUGCGAUCCGACAAAUUCGUCAAGGCAUUGCUACCAACACGAAAGGUACGGCAUUUGUUGUCUACGAAGACGUAACGGAUUCCAAGACUGCUUGCGAUAAAUUGAAUGGGUUCAAUUUCCAAAAUCGAUACCUAGUCGUUCUAUACCAUCAACCCGAGAAAAUGGAAAAGAUGCGUGCCAACUCAAAUCAAUCGGAUUCAUACGCUGCUCGCAAAGCGAGUUUAGAACAGCUCAAAACCGCGAACAACAUCGAAUAA
This is a messenger RNA of Botrytis deweyae, 528 nucleotides long. RefSeq lists its product as uncharacterized. The record is from RefSeq and is a predicted model, not a curated record. The transcript has 4 exons. Lineage: Eukaryota; Fungi; Ascomycota; Leotiomycetes; Helotiales; Sclerotiniaceae. The coding region runs from base 1 to 528 and encodes 175 amino acids. Gene Ontology annotation, molecular function: RNA binding.